AUGAACACGAACUUUUUAAAUACUUUGGCAAACGCUAUAGAGAAUAAAGAGGAAGAGUUAAAAAAAAGGAGAGAAACUGCUAAACAAUGCCUUAGAGAGCUAAUCAUUUGUAUAGAAAAUUGCCAGUGUCGCUUUGGAGGGAAAUCUGAAUUAGCUACUGAAGAUGAUAUUAGAAUAGCACAUCUUUGUGAGAAAUGGGAGAAGGUCCUCAGUCAUGGUUUAAGAACCAAUCUAUCAAAUUAUACAAUUCAAAACUUUGUAUCAGCAGGAUUAAAUUUGAAUUUUAACUUUGUCAAUGUUGGUAACUCAUUGUGGAGCUACUGCUGCCUUCACUUAACAAAGCAUGAAAAAGAGAGGUUUAAAAUUCUCACAAAUAUAAAUACCCCUUUAGGGUAUUUCAGAAGUUUUCUUCGAGCUGCAUUAAAUGAGCGCUCACUGGAAAGAUAUCUACAAAGUUGGAUUUGUCACGGAUUACUCUUAGAAUAUUAUGACGAAGGCUCUAUUGUCAGGACCUCAGAAGCCAAUCUCCUUCCUAAUAUGGCGGCGGGCUUGUCUACUGUCUUAUUUGCUUUAUCAAUUGAUAGAGCCGAGUUGAAUGACUCAACACAUGCAAAUCAGUUAAACAAAGCAGAGCUUGUUAUACCAUUACCAACACCAAUUAAAUCAUCUGCAAAAUCUAAAAGAAGACCGCUGAGACAGGUUAUAUCAUUUGACAAAUCGGAGCAGAAAAGUGUACAAAGGGGGCUUGCAACAAAUACACCGAUAACAGACAAUGUGUCUGAGCCAUGGAAUAGUGCACCUGCUACUUGCUUGAAUUCUCCAGACCCGCAGCUAGGAAUAGCAACAGCAUCAACAAGUGAACCAAAUAGUUCAGAUUACAAAUCUGGCAUAAGACAUUUUUUCCCAGAUGGGGUUAAGUCAAUAGAGAGUCCUUUGCAAAUAUUGUCCAAACUUUCUGAGAGUGCAAAAGAAAUUUUCACAAGUACAACAAGUAUAGAAAAAAACACUGUUAAAGAUGAUUCAUCCGAUUUAAGUGUAAACUGUUUGAAAAUAUCGGAAAGUGAUAGUGAGGAAGUGGCAGGUAGCAUAGACGGUAGUACAUCCUGCUUAGAGCUUUGCUUCACUGAAGAUGAAAGUGCCUCUGAGAAAGCACUUGAUUCAGUUUUGGAGUGCAGAGAGAAAGAGUUUGUAAACCUACAGCUAAAGUAUAAUCAAAUUGAAUUGUCAAGUAAGGAUAAGAUACAAAAACUGGAAAAGCUUGUACUGGACCUUAGCAAAGAGAAUGAUAGAUUAAAAGAACAGUUGAGGAACUAUAUGUCUGCAGUUGAAAUGGGGAAAGCUAUGAAAACGCAUAAUGGACAGGAUGAAGAAAUUACACAAUAUGAAAAAAAACUAGUACAGGUGGCAGAAAUGCAUGCAGAGCUCAUGGAAUUUAAUCAACAUUUACAGCAACGACUACAAGAACUCGAAAGCUCUGGGAUAGAAAUAUUAGAUUGCCCCGAAUCUAAUGUUAAAGUUUAUAUUCCAAGUGCUUUCUUAGUUGGCAAAAAAACACACUCAUAUCAUGUUUAUCAGAUAUUUCUCAAAGUUGGACAAGAGGAAUGGAAUGUUUACCAUAGAUACGCAAAAUUUUAUGAAAUGCACACUCAACUGAAAAAAUGCCAUCCAGACAUAGCCAAUUACAAGUUUCCCCCGAAAAAGGCAUUAAGGAAAAGGGAUGCACGAGUGGUUGAACAGCGCCGUGUCGCACUUCAAGCAUACUUACGUCAUGUCGUCCUAGUGUUACCAGAACUUAAAGAAUGCACCUCACGGGCGCAACUCAUCACUUUACUUCCUUUCUUGGGUACCUCAUCAACAGUGAAGGAGAAUGGUGUUAACAAUAUAGUGACAAGACAAAAUUCCAACGACUCCUCGUCUACUUAUGAUCCUCUAUGA
This is a messenger RNA of Leptosia nina, 1935 nucleotides long. Lineage: Eukaryota; Metazoa; Arthropoda; Insecta; Lepidoptera; Pieridae. The record is from the annotation of a GenBank genome assembly.